GACUGAUUGCCACAAAACUGAUAAUCAGAGCAAUCGCAAACCAUAAACUGUUUUACAGUUUAGAAGACAAUGUCUCUUCGAUUUUGUACCAUGAUAUCAUUGGUCCUCCUAGGAUUUGGCGUUGCCUUUUCGCUGGGACAGAAUUACACAGAACCUCUUGUUUUGGAGGGAAAGUGUCUGGUGGUUUGCGAUGCGAACCCGUCUGUAGAGGGAGCAUUGACCUCUUCCUUCGGGAUAUCUGUCCGGGCAAGCGGUGCUAAAGUGGCUUUCUCUGCACUCAGGGGAACGAACCACGAACCAUCUGAUAUGAGCAAUACGUCUCCGACCAUCUACUUUGACCAGGUAUUAGUGAACAUUGGCAACCAUUUCAAGCCGCAAGCGAGUGUAUUUCAAGCACCAAGAAGAGGCAUUUACAGUUUUAGCUUCCAUGUGGUGAAGGUUUACAACCGGCAGACUAUACAGGUAAACUUGAUGCACAACGAAUACCCUAUAAUAUCAGCUUUCGCCGGGGACCAUGAUGUCACUCGAGAGGCUGCGAGCAAUUCAGUCCUUCUGCACCUGGAACGGGAGGACAAACUCUACUUGAAGCUUGAGAGGGGGGAUCUAAUGGGUGGCUGGAGGUACUCAACGUUUUCUGGAUUCUUGGUGUUUCCACUCUAAUCACAACUCUCAAAUCAAGUGACUCUUUUUUAUUUUCUUCAAGGACGUUGGCCACCCAUCUCUGGACUUAAAUUAUGAAGAAAUGUAUAACUGACUGUGAGAUAAAGUAGGCUAUUUUGGCAAUUUAUGACGAAAUUAUUCCGUGCUAUGAGGUUGGGAUUUGUAUUGCUGAAUGUGACUGAUUGUUGGUAUGAUAUUAUAUAAACUGCGAAGAGUAGCCUAUUCAAGCGUUUGUCAGUUGCGCCCAUUCAGUAGCUAUCCAUGGUCCUGAAACAGCAGAAACACGGUAGCUGUCUGUUGAAACCACAAAACGCAUCUCAAGCGUACAGAGCCAAUAGAUGGCAAUUGAGUGUUGGCUCUAGUGCCAACGUUGUUGCAGUAGUGCCAUUGAAGUAUUGUAAUCAAAUAACAUUUUCCAAAGGUGUGCAAAUGCAGGCUAGCUGGCAUUUGGACCUAUAUUGCACAUUGAUAAGGUGUUCAUUUUGGCAUUUUUUUUAAAGCUUUAGUCCAGUCUUAGUCACUUUGUAAUAACAUCCAAAUCAAAUGUUAUUGGUCACAUACACGUGUUUAGCAGUUGUUAUCGCAGGUGUAGCAAAAUGCUUAUGCUAGUUCUGACAGUGCAACAUUAAGUCACAUUUGUGUCAUUUGAAUAAUGAUUAAGUGCGCCAUUUUCGUAAACUAAAUUCCCUUUAAUUUCAGUCACAUUUUAGUCACAUCACAUUUGUAUUGUCUCAUUAACCUAUAGUAAACUUAAAUCACUGACUCCCAUGUGCACAAACAUACAUAACCUUGUCCCACCAACAUAUUUUUCUGCAUAACAUAACAUCGUAUUCCCUUCCCAACAGCAGAAAAAUGACAAACAUAUAUUAGAAUAUAUAAUGAUUAUCUGGCCAUUCCUAAUUCAGCCUACAUAUCGGCAAAGUAGUAUGGGUUGAACCUCCAUCACUGGGCCAUGUCAGUGCCAUUGUAAUCAACGUUCCACAGAUGUUGCAGCCACAUUGGUGUCCAAAAGUAGAACGGGGGCUAAUGACUUUGAACGGGAUUUUUUGCCCAGUGAUGCAGUCGAGUCACUAAAACCCAAGUCCGAAUUGAGUCCCAAGUCCCCUGUGCUCGAGUUCAAGUCUGAGUCACCAAUGUUGGUCGAGUAACGAAUGGAGUCACGAGAAAAAAAAUGUAGUCAAUAAAUUGCUUGCUAUCCAUUUUUCUUUUUUCUGUACCACCAAAUGUGUGCAUAUCUGCUACUGGUAACGUUAAUGUUACCAGGGCCACGUUCAGUUGCAAAACUUUCUCGAACAUUGCAGACAGUUCCAGUCGGUAUUCACGUAGUAAUAAUAAAGAAUUCCCUUGACACACGACAACAAAUUGGGUAAAACCAACAUUCUUUCCUAUUGAAAUAACAAAACAUGCCAAAAAGCUGCUGUGUUGUUUUAUGUAGCCAGGUCAAAAGUCCUGACCUGCGGUUCUAUAAAGCUCCAAAGUAGGGAAAUAAAGCCUGUGAAAAGAUUCAUCGUUAGACAUGUUGUACUAUUAUUAAAUGUUGUUUUGUAAUUGACUAAAACAAGCAGACUAACAAUAAAAUUGCAUUUGAAAACGGUCAAGUUUUUGCUGUGAGCUAAUGGGGAAACCUAGGUAACCUGUUAGUUUUUCCCAGAGAUAGGCAGGCCGCACAGUUACAGUGCCUUGCGAAAGUAUUCGGCCCCCUUGAACUUU
Molecule: messenger RNA, 2370 nt
Organism: Oncorhynchus mykiss (rainbow trout)
Lineage: Eukaryota; Metazoa; Chordata; Actinopteri; Salmoniformes; Salmonidae
Product: cerebellin-2-like
Biological process (GO): maintenance of synapse structure
Cellular component (GO): synapse
Molecular function (GO): protein binding
Source: RefSeq, a predicted model, not a curated record